AUGUCAACACUUAAAGACAAUGAUACAAUUUUUUUCUACCGGUAUAUGGACAGCUGGUUGUUAUCAUUGCCAGUCUUUCUUAUAAUUACCUAUGUUGCCAAAUUUUACUUCCAAUACUUUACACGCGAGAAUCCACUGCCUGGCCCAAUGCCGUUUCCAGUUAUAGGUAAUGUUAUUCAGAUGAGAGGACAUCCAGGGAAAUUCGCAGUCGCAAUGCAAGAGAAAUACGGCGAAAUCUGGGAAGCGUAUAUUGGAACCGAAAGAACUAUAUUUCUUUGUCGCGACGAUUUAAUUGCAAAUAUGAUGAGUUCAUCCACAAAAACCAACUUUUUUAAUAGGAAUAAUAACGAAGGAUUAAAAGAAAUGGGUGUUCAUAUGGAAGGCAUUGUCUUCAAUCGAGACAUGCAAGUCUGGCGCAUGAAUCGAAAAUUGCUCACUCAUUCAAUAAUGCCACCAAACUAUUUAAAAGAAUUCGUGCAAGUGACUCAGACAAUAUUCAACGAAGUAGAAAACUACUGGGAACAACUUGGCCUAGACUUGGAAAUAGAUAUCGCGCAAUGGAUGCCUCGUUUUACUACCGAUAUCACAGUAAAAACUACGACCGGAAAGCCAUUUCACUCACUCCUAGCAUACUACAACACACAAUCAUCAACCAAAGACAAUAAUAUAGAAGUUCCUAUUUCUAAAUUGAUAGAAUCCGAAGAACUCUCUCACGCAAUAAGAGAAUGGAAUAGAAUGCUUAGUGCACAUUCAUUUAGUUUCGUAAUAUACUAUAUUUGUCAAAAUCCGUAUGUUAAAUUACAACUCGAGAAAGAAAUUAGCCAAGUCUUUGGAAACAACUUAAUAACCAAACAAUACAAAAUAACCUACGAAGAUAUAGAGAAACUUGUCUACACCGAAGCGGUCAUAAAAGAAGCAGCAAGGCUUACACCCGUGGUGCCUAUAAUAACCAAAGAAACAAGUCAUGAAGAAGAGAUCGGCGGCUACAAAUAUAAAGCUGGCACAAAGUUUGGUGCAAGCUUUAUAGGAAUACACCUAAGCACACGGUAUUGGCAAGACCCAAAGAAAUUUAUGCCAGAACGGUUUCUUAAAAAAGUAAGUGAUAGUAAUGGAACUGUUCGGUAUGAAGCAGGCAAUAACAUCAAGAAGAAUACCUAUAUGCCGUUUGGUGGUGGUGUUCGUAUAUGUCCCGGGAGAAAUGUUGCUAUGACAGAAAUGAAAGCUUUAACGGUGUUAUUGUUUGGAAGAUAUGAUGUCAGGUUGGUGGACCCUAAAGCGCCACUAGCAUAUUCUUUUGCACCGGCUAUUCAGUGUGAUGAAUUGAAGCUUUUUAUUCGCCCAAGGAAAAUUUAA
Messenger RNA from Ambispora gerdemannii, 1353 nucleotides. Lineage: Eukaryota; Fungi; Glomeromycota; Glomeromycetes; Archaeosporales; Ambisporaceae. The record is from the annotation of a GenBank genome assembly.